AUGUCCGUAUCAUAUUACACCAUUACCAUAUCGCCGGGUGGCAGGCUCAAGCUUGCUCUAUGGACGAGCGCCGGCGUGCAUGUGGGGGGAAACGAUCUGACGCGGGGGCUAGACGACACGCAAUACCUGUCCUACAUCGAGCAAUUCGCCCGGCUGAGCUCAGAGAGAGGAGCUGGGAGGAAGCACUACUGGCAACGGAACGCAGACGGGAGGUCAAGACAAAUGAGUCCAGCUCUUCACGCCGUCCCCUCUGCCGGCCUUUUGAUGAUUGAGUUAUUCUACCCCGCAUGCAGCCGCCUGCUACAUUUCUUGAAUGGCAGUGGCGUUGGCGCUCAGAUGUUCGCUUACCCUGCGUGCUCAACAGAUUCGCCAUACUGCUCGCUGCUCGCUGAGGGCCAGCUGCUCGAAAGCGCUAGAGCUCGAGCCCUUGAAAGCAUCGCACAAGCUCUGACACUGGGGGGCACGAUCUGUCAUGGCACGAUCUGUCAUGUGUGGCGAAGUCAUCGUCGCGAGUGCCGUGCUGUCCCGCCUCGAACGAUGUUCUCCAAUACUUUCACCCUCGGACCCAAUACCAUGUAUAAAGCAGAUAUCGAUAGCGGGUCUGCAGCAUAG
Messenger RNA from Dioszegia hungarica, 612 nucleotides. RefSeq lists its product as uncharacterized. The coding region runs from base 1 to 612 and encodes 203 amino acids. NCBI's taxonomy places the organism in Eukaryota, Fungi, Basidiomycota, Tremellomycetes, Tremellales, Bulleribasidiaceae. The transcript has 4 exons. The record is from RefSeq and is a predicted model, not a curated record.